Labrus bergylta (ballan wrasse) is the source of this 1474-nucleotide messenger RNA. RefSeq lists its product as uncharacterized. The record is from RefSeq and is a predicted model, not a curated record. Lineage: Eukaryota; Metazoa; Chordata; Actinopteri; Labriformes; Labridae.
GAUUUAUUGCAUUUCUUUUAUCGCGUUAAGAGUCUUUUUUUAUCUCGCAUCACUGAUUCGCUGUGGACGAAUUAAGACGUCAGACUGUCGUGUUUUUUUUAACCUUGUGUUUAUUUUAGCAGUAAAAUGCAACAAUUUUACGCCAUUGGUCGCAUUUUUCACGUUUCCUGCCGUCGUCAGAGCAAAGACAGACGUGUUUUUGAACAGCUGCGAAACAUCCAGCCUGCAGAAGGACCGCUUUGUGAGUCUCAGUCGAGGUCAGUGAUGCUCCAUCAGGACCAACCUCUGAACUCGGCCUACGGAGGGAAGGGAGGCUCUAAGGAUGUCUCCUCUUCGUCGCUGCGGAACAGGAAAGGCGACAAAGACGGCAACUUCAACUUCCUGCCGGGCAAGGACGACGACGAGGUCCUCACGGGCAACAGAGGCGGAGACGAGAACCGCAACCAGGUGCGUCCCCGCAACCUAGGCCCGCUCGGUCGCGAUCCCCCGAGCUCCUCGCCGUCCUAUCACCACAGUUCUGGCGUUCUGUCGCCGCGCUCCCGCCUGCCCUGCUGGAGCCCGCUGGAGCCCCUGCCCGAAAUCGAGACGGGGGAUGACGGGUACGGCAGGGUUCCUCCCGACGGGGCGGAGGAAGGCAGGAUGGAAGAGGAAGUGAAGAGGAUGAUGAUGAGUCAGAACGAGGAGAAGCAGAGGGAGAAGAGGGAGCAGCAGAGGAGGAUGUGCAAGGAGCAAGAAGAGGAGGACGGCGACGAAUGGGGCGACAGCGACUCCGAGUCCGAGUUCAGCUUCCGGUCUGGCGGCAGCAUGUCCCCGCUCAACAUGGACACAGGCGCAGGCGAGGGGAUGCUGAUGGGAGGCUGGGACCGCAUCGGAGUCGGGGAGCCGAAAUCGACCCAGCAGGAAAUCAACCAAGCCAGAAACAGCAACAGAGAGCCACCCGGAAGACGCAGAAGUGUCCCGCGCAAGUCUCUGACGGGAAGGAACCUGGGGAAUCUCAUCGAGGAGGGCGCGGAGGAAGACGGAGAGAACAACCGCUCCUCGGACUCCGACAGCGAGAUGCCCGAGCUGAUGGACGCCGUGUGGACACUGCGAGACCGCGAGCACUUCAAGGCCCAGGAGAUGGAGAAGCACCAGGUGCAGCUGACCAUGUACCGCCGCCUCGCCCUGAUCCGCUGGGUCCGCACCCUCCAGAGCCGCAUCCAGGAGCAGCAGAACCGCCUGCAGUCCAGCUUCGACGUCAUCCUCACGCAGAGGAAGGAACUGCUGCGUAUGGGCGCCGCUUCCGCUGUGGCUAACGCCGCACCCGCUGCUGCCGUCAGCCAAUCAUGAAGAGAGGAGAGGAAACGGAGGGACUGAAACGCAAAGUGAAGGAAAACUGUAUUUUUGUUUUCUUUAAUUGUUUAAAGGCUUUCUAUGUGAUUAUUCACUUAAAUAUAAUAUAACUCAAGUAUAUCCUCUGAAAAUAACUCUGUGA